UGCUGUCAGCUGUCAACCGGCGAUAUUGACUGGGAUCCAAGGGCCGGCUAAGCCAGUAUUGGCUCUACUGAGUAGAGCAAUAGAGAUUUCUACCAAAUUGUAUUUCAUCAAUACACUGUGGCUUUUUAUUCAUGUACAUAGUGUAUUCCGUUUUAUUGCCGUCUGAGGGUACACCAUUUCAUCCUUAGAUAUAUUGACCUGUGCAUGCUGCUUGUCGAACAUUACCUUCUGUCAUAGAGAGCUCGUUCAGAUACCUACUGGGCCAAACAAAACUAGGAAUUGACUCGGCAAAAACGCAUUCUCCGUUUAAUGUACAGUCAUGACCAUGUGUAGAAAAAAACUCAAAGCCUGAUGAAAAGAGUCCAUAUAGCCUAGCUUGUGUUCUUGCCAUUACACAGGAGUGGAAGUUGAGAGACUCAAAUUAUGAAAGCAAGUCAAGUGACAGUUUUAUUUUUUAUGGCAAUAGACCAUUUGACAUGUGACCAGAAAAUACUGAAACCAAAGAAUUUGACAAUUGGUGGGAUUUUUCCAAUGUCAGGAAGUUGGGCUGGAGGUAUAGGAUGUCUUCCUGCAAUAGAAAUGGCACUGGAAGAUGUGAACAAGCGCAUGGACAUUCUGGAGGAAUAUCACCUACACAUGCAGUCUGAUGAUAGCGAGUGUCGACCUGGACUGGGGACCAAGGUGUUAUACCAGUUGCUGUAUCAGGAACCCACCAAGAUGAUGGUGUUGUCAGGAUGUAGUAUUGUGUCAACUUUCGUGGCCCAGGCUGCAAAGAUGUGGAACCUUGUUGUGCAACAAGCUGCCCAGCAGCAUAUAGAGUACCAACGUGUUCUCAUUGAGAGACACACAGAGAACUUGGUGAGAGAACUUGGUGAGAGAAUGGUAGAGAAUCCUCAAGGACCCGGACCUCGAACAGUGCUGACUUUUUAA
Pecten maximus is the source of this 930-nucleotide messenger RNA. Its product is annotated as gamma-aminobutyric acid type B receptor subunit 1-like. Gene Ontology annotation, biological process: gamma-aminobutyric acid signaling pathway; G protein-coupled receptor signaling pathway. Bases 424 to 930 code for a protein of 168 amino acids. The transcript is spliced from 3 exons. Gene Ontology annotation, molecular function: G protein-coupled GABA receptor activity. NCBI's taxonomy places the organism in Eukaryota, Metazoa, Mollusca, Bivalvia, Pectinida, Pectinidae. Gene Ontology annotation, cellular component: membrane; G protein-coupled receptor heterodimeric complex. The record is from RefSeq and is a predicted model, not a curated record.